Messenger RNA from Ruditapes philippinarum (Manila clam), 647 nucleotides. RefSeq lists its product as uncharacterized. The annotation marks the transcript as partial. The record is from RefSeq and is a predicted model, not a curated record. NCBI's taxonomy places the organism in Eukaryota, Metazoa, Mollusca, Bivalvia, Venerida, Veneridae. The transcript has 2 exons.
CUCGAAAACUAUAGUUUUGACAAUGAGAUAAAAUCCACUUGUUCAUUCAGGCAGUCUCAUUUUAGAAGACAAAAUGAAGACAUUCGUAUUUUUUAUUAAGGUAUGAUCUAAAAGCUAGUUUUAGGGGAAUAAAGAUGGAAAAUAAAACAAUUUCAUUAACAUCAAAGCAAAAUAAAUGUGUCGGGAACGAGGGAAAAGGUGAUAUAGAAGAUGGGAAGAAUGAGAUGAAGGGAGAAUUAACAAAUGAAGUCAAUGAAACUGAUGAUACAACUAUACAAACUGAGAUAGGACAAGAAUGUUUAACAGCUGGAUGGACGCUAGAAGAACAGGAUUUAUUAUGUGUACUUCCGGUGAAAAAGUCUAUACAAGAAGAAUAUAAAAACCAACGAGGUUUCCUAAAAAAGUAUAGAAAACCAUUUUUGACAAAACACGCACCUGGUGCACCUACGUUAUUUGAAAGCUUGAUACCUCAGAUGAUGAGAGAUAAGAUAGAAGACAAAGGUUUAGUUCCACAUGAUGUGUAUCCGGACGGUAAUUGUUUGUUCUCUGCUAUUGUUGAUCAACUCCGUGUCCAGGGUGACUUUAGUUUCACACCACAGACACUUAGGCAGUCUGCUGUGAACUAUCUGAGGAGGUAUCCAGCAACA